Linum trigynum is the source of this 3285-nucleotide messenger RNA. The record is from the annotation of a GenBank genome assembly. NCBI's taxonomy places the organism in Eukaryota, Viridiplantae, Streptophyta, Magnoliopsida, Malpighiales, Linaceae.
GUCAAACAAUAUAAACAAAAUCUAUCAGCUUCUAUUCUAUUACGGCGGCUUCCUGAUAUUGAUGCAGUCGCCGGUCAUGAAUUACUAGCUACAUGGUAAACUCUGAGUUGCAAAGUCCAUCAUCAAUUGGCGUUGAAUUUAGACAAUAUUACAGAUCUGGUAAGAUCCAACCUAUUGAAUAUUGGGGAUGAGCCUGAUUCAGCCAUCUUUCUCUUCUUUUUGUUACUUUUUGGAGCAUCCUUUUUCAAACCUGUUUGGUCAGUGAAAGGCUGAAAGUUUAUUUUUUUCCUAAGCUCGUUUGAUUAUUCGGAUAUUAUCUUUUUCGGUUUAGAUUUUAAUUGAAAAAUUAAUAGAAAAUUACAUAGAAGAAAAACACAUUCAUCAUGUUCUACAUAAUUAUAUUUAUUUUUGUUUGAGCCUAAGAGUGAGACUCGGGAAAGUGGGGAGAGAAGAGCAAGCAAGGUGAACCUCCAAUCUGUUAAUGGCUAGAAGUUUAAGAGAGUCAGAUUUCUAGAGAGAUAAGUGGUUGUAUUUAGUGAGAGAGUCCAAAAUCCCAUCCCCUCCACCUACCGUAGUAAAUGCUCCUUUUAUAGUACAUUACAGUGAGUGGAUAUUUAAUGCAACAAAACCAUUACGUGUGUAAGAAGCUUAGGCCAUGCUUUAGGUCAUAAUUAUUCCUAGGACCAGGACUAGGAUGUGACCCUUCCUUCAAAGGCUACGACACCGUUCUUCUCGGCUCUCUUUCCCAGUUCGGAUUAACCGAAACGACGACGGCUUGGGCAGUACCAAACGACGCCGGCUUUGGUAAAGCGAAACGACGCCGACUUGGUCGAGACGAAACGGCGCCGCCUAGUGCUUCAGUCAUUCGCGGUCGUGUCUUUACUCGCGGGUGGUUCAUUGGGCCAUCUUAUUCGCGCGACUGGAUCCGAGCUAUAUCCCCAACAAUUUUGUUAUAUUCCGAUGAAUAAAAUAACGAUUCAAAACACACAUUUGUUUUGAUUUUAUCACUAUAAUAUUAAUUAUGUUACCAUAGUGAUGUUACCCAAGUAAGACAUGAUAGCAUCUCACUAUUGUAAUAUCACGAUCUUGUUACUACGACAAGACUACGGCGCAUCUUGCAUGGGAACUUCAGUAGCCGCCAUGGGAGAGAGGCUCGGUGCCAAAGUUGAAAUUUUGGUCCAAACAAACUGCCAUGUUCUUGACAAACCAACUAGCUAGCUAGCCAGCCGCCGGCCUUGAUUUAUAGAAUCCGGCGGCUGCUUUUUUUUAUUGCCAUUUUCACUUACUACUAUGGCUGAUUUAAUUUUGUUGGUCAAAUUUUCAAAUUAUUCGUAUCCAUAUAACGUAAAAAAAUCAACUCAUAAACCUUAUUAAACACCCGCCGCCUCCCACACCCGAUCACCUAUAAAAGCCACCGAUCUGUUCCUUCUUCUAUAACCAACAAACAAUCAUCCUCAAGUGAAAACCUAUUUUUUUUUUCUAGUUUCUAAGUUGAUCAAUCGAGCUCCAAUCUCCGUAGAUCAGUCAUGUCUUCCUCGCAGCAACCCGCUUCCAACAGGCUACAAGGCAAGGUCGCACUGAUCACCGGCGGAGCCAGCGGCAUCGGCGCCGCCGCGGCCGCGCUCUUCGCCCUCAACGGCGCCAAGGUCAUCAUCGCCGACGUCCAAUCCGACCUCGGCCACUCCGUCGCCGAGCAAAUCACCACCACCUCCCCUCACCCAGUCACCUACGUCCAAUGCGACGUCAGCAAAGAAUCCGACGUCGAAAACGCGGUAAACGCCGCCGUCUCAACCCACGGGAAACUUGACAUCAUGUUCAGCAACGCCGGGAUCAUGGGCCAGCUCGCGGGGAUGCAGAUCUCAACAUCGGACGGCCAGGAUCUCAUGAGAGUCUUCGAGGUCAACGUCCGCGGCGCGUUCCACUGCGCCAAGCACGCGGCGCGCGUGAUGAUCCCGGAAAGGAGCGGGGUGAUUAUUUUCACCGCGAGCAGCGUCACGACGACGUUUGGGAACGCGCCGCACGCUUAUACGGCGUCGAAGCACGCGGUGGUCGGGUUGAUGAAGAACCUGACCGUGGAGCUGGGUGGGUACGGGAUUCGGGUCAACUCGGUUUCGCCCGACGGGGUUCCGACCCCGAUGGCGAUGAAGGCGAUGGGGAUGGACCGGAAGGCGGUUCAGGAGCUCGGGUCGCAGAGGGCGAGCUUGAAGGGGACGAUGCUGGACGAAAACGACGUCGCGGAGGCGGCAAUGUACCUGGCGAGCGCGGAGUCCAAGUUUGUGAGCGGGUUGAACCUCGUGGUGGAUGGCGGCUACAAUUUGAAGAGUGCUUAAUUCACUGAUCAUUUGGUGCUUUAAUUAAUGGGACAAUAAUAAUGGUUUUCGGCGUUUUGUCGGGAAAUAAAUUUCAUAUAUAUGUGUAUCCGUGACAGCUUUGAUUUUUUUUUUUUUAAUUUCUGAAUAUUUGUUGUACUUUGGAAGCUCGAAUAUAAUAUAAUAUGACGAUUUAUAGAAAAAGCGCCAUAAAAUUUGAUGUUCAUGUAGCCCGAUAGACACUCUCCAUGGCAUAUUGAUAGUCUUUAUAGAAAAAGCGCCAUUGUGUUUGUGCAUUACGACACGUGUAGAUACCACACGACUACUUGUUCCAUUGAUGAACAUAAAAUAAUUGACGUAAAACCUAAAGUGUGAGAUGCUUCAAUUAGCUAGAGAUCUAACUGUACUUUCGUGCUAACGGUACUUAACUUAGUAUAACUUUUAGAGAUCUCAAGUAUAUCCAUGACUCCACAUUUUAGCUUGGAUUAGAAUAAUUUCCACGUGACCAAUCAACCAUGCAUCAAAGUAGUAACCUUUUUUUAUGAGUGAAAAUUCCUGUCCAAGUUCAGCUCACCCCACAUGAAGAUUUGCUAAAGAUGAAAGUUCAGUGACCAAUAAGUGAGUUCUAUGUAAGUUUUAAGGAUCGUUUGUAUAGCUAACCACAAAUUUGGAUAGCUUUUUUUAAGUUUACCCAAAAAGACGACUCUGCCUUCGACCGGAAGGAAGGAAUAUCAUAUCAGCAUAGUGGCAUGCCAUCCGGUUGAACCUGGUUCAACUUGUACCGGUUAUGAAAUUGGCAAGAUAUCAUUGGUAUGACCGGUAUGAUCGACUUACGCAUUUCAAGUAAAAUGACAUCAUUUUAAUAAAUUUAAUUAAUAAAAAAAUUAAUUUAUUCUUCAUUUUAUGAAUUUAAUAGUUAAAGUUGAUGAUAUUUGUUGGAUUGUAAUUAAAUUGUCCAUAAAUAUAUUUUAUAUAU